GCAAAGCGCACAACACAAGAGACACCACAUUUGCUGUGGAUGUUCACUCACUUUUAAAUCAAUACUUGCAAACAGAGCAUUUUAAAUCACUUUUAGUCAGUUUUGUGAGCCAGCAUUGUUCUGUAAAAUGUUUAAAGCUUUGACAACUAAACAUGAAACAGCUCACUGAAAGCAGCUGAGAGUAUCUGCCUUGGAGAAAAUGGACCGGAGGAGGCGAUGGACGUUUGCAGGGCAGGUUGUGUGUCUGCUACUGUGUGCGUGCGCCCUGGACCGGGUUUUGGCGCAGAUUCGGUAUUCCAUUCCGGAGGAGUUGGAGCACGGUGCUUUUGUUGGAAAUAUCGCCGAGGACUUGGGCUUGGAUGUGGCCAAAUUGUCUUCGAGGAGAUUCCGUAUUGUGUCCGGGGCAAGAAAACAAUAUUUAGAGGUGAAUUUGGAGAACGGGAUUUUGUUCGUGAAUGAGAAGAUCGAUCGCGAGGAACUGUGUGAACAAAGUCCCGUUUGUUUCUUGCACUUGCAGGUCGUUAUUGAAAACCCUUUGGAACUGUACCGGGUUGAGGUUGAAAUCUUGGACGUCAACGAUAACGCGCCCAGUUUCCCGUGGAGCGAGUUUAAUCUGGAGAUUACGGAGUCUGCUGCGCCGGGCUCCCGGUUCCCACUGGAGAGCGCGCAAGAUCUGGAUGUGGGCUCGAACUCUCUCCGCUCCUACUUGCUGAGCACAAAUCAGCACUUCGUGCUGGACAUUCAAACUCGUAACGACGGGAGCAAAUUCGCCGAAAUCGUACUGCAGUCGCCUUUAGACCGAGAGCAGCAGAAAACGCACGAGAUGGUGCUCACGGCCGUGGACGGUGGCUCUCCUUUGCGCUCGGGCACCGCUCAGAUUACGGUCACUGUGCUGGAUGCCAAUGACAACGUGCCGGUGUUUGACCGCUCCGUAUACCGGGUCAGCUUGGUGGAGAACGCACCGAGAGGCACGCUCGUGCUCAAACUGAACGCUACGGACCUGGACGAGGGCGCCAACGGUGAGAUUACAUACUCGUUCAGCGGACACGCGCCUCUGAAGGUGCGGGAGCUGUUCAGCGUGGACUCUCACUCGGGUGAGAUUCGGGUGAAGGGGAUAGUGGACUACGAAAAGGCCAGCGUGUACGAGCUCUACGUGCAAGCGAAAGACAAGGGUCCCUCCGCCGUGGCCGUGCACUGUAAAGUACUUAUCGAUAUUCUGGACGUGAACGACAACGCGCCCGAGGUCAUAUUAACCUCUGUGUCAACACCUGUUCAGGAGGACGCGCCAGCGGGCACGGUGAUAGCCGUGAUCAGCGUAAUGGAUCACGACUCGGGUGAGAACGGUGCUGUGGACUGCCAGAUUCCCGGAAAUGUGCCGUUUCAGCUGCACUCCUCUUUUAAAAACUAUUACACACUUGUAACGAGCGAGCUUCUCGACAGAGAGUCCGUCUCGGAGUACAACAUCACACUCACGGCGCGAGAUCUGGGCUCGCCGCCGCUAUCCACCAGGAAAACGAUUCUGGUUCAAGUGUCUGACAUUAAUGACAACCCACCGCGCUUCAUUCAGCCCUCAUACACUGUAUAUGUGACUGAGAAUAACGCCCCGGGCGCAUCCAUUUGCUCGGUGACCGCAUUCGAUCCGGACUCUAAUCAAAACGCCUAUUUGUCCUACUCCAUCCUGGAAGGUCAGAUCCAGGGCAUGCCCGUGUCCACUUAUGUAUCCAUUAAUUCCGAUAACGGCAACAUCUACGCGCUGCGCUCUUUCGAUUACGAGCAGCUCCGGAACUUUCAGAUCUGCGUACAGGCUCAGGACGCCGGUUUCCCACCGCUCAGCAGCAAUGUGACUGUCAAUGUUUUUGUUUUGGAUCAGAACGACAACGCACCGGUUGUCCUGUCCCCGCUACCGAAAAACGGCACCGUAGCCAUUGAGAUGGUGCCCAGGUCGGUGGACGCUGGGUACAUCGUGGCUAAAAUUACGGCGCUAGACGCAGACGCGGGGCAAAACUCUCGCCUCUCAUAUCAGGUGCUCCAGGCGACGGAUCCCGGACUGUUCAGCGUUGCUCUGUACACCGGCGAGAUCAGAACGAUCCGACGUUUCGUGGAAAAAGAUGCCAUAAGGCAAAGACUUGUCGUACUCGUCAAGGACAACGGGCAGCCGCCGCUCUCGGCCACCGUGUCCAUCAUUUUGUCGGUUGUGGACAGCGUACCGGAGUCUCUGUCCGAUUACGGUGACCUCUUUCUCAGCCCCCAGCCUCCGUCUAACCUCGCGCUCUAUUUAAUCGUCUCACUGAGCACCGUCUCGCUCAUCUUCCUCGUGGCCAUCAUCGUUCUGGCGGCCGUGAAAUGCUACAAGGACCGGGACUCUCUCAGCGGUUACGCGCUCUCCUCGCUCGGCGCCGCUUGCUGCAGCUUCGAACCGGAGCCGCCCGCCGAGGUGUUCAAAAAGUCCAACAUCAACCUACAGAUCUCCAGCGGCGCGAAAGUGCCUACGAACUGCGUGGAGGUAAACAGCAAUUCUGGAAACCUGUCUCAAGCUUACUGCUACAAAGUGUGUUUGACGCCCGAAUCCGCAAAGAGCGACUUUAUGUUUCUCAAGCCUUGCAGUCCCGGUACACCGAGGAAUAACACGGCGAGAGGAGCGGACAACCUGGCGCUGAGCUCACAGAGUCGCUGCUCAUCCGUGAACAACGGAGCGACAACACCGAACGAGCUGAAGCAAGCAAAUACUGACUGGGCACUCACCAAAAACCAAACCUCCUCUGUGAAAAGUUGUAACUCUAUAAACAUGGAUGGCACUCUGAUGCGUAAGGCCAUGCAGGCAGAACCAGAGACUUAUAUGACUCCAAUGGCUGCAGGACAGUACUGGACUUGGGGAAACCGCUCGAGAGAGAACCGGACGCAUUCUCCAGCAGGUGUUUCUCAGAGGGUGUGGACUCCUCAUUACACCCCCACACACAACCCCACCCGCCAUCCACAACAGCAGCAGCCCACAGCGAAGGUUCACCCGCAUCCUCCACCCGAUUACCAGCACAACGUCUACAUCCCUGGCACACCCUCCGGCUUCUGCACCCUGCGCCCCAACUACCGAAGUGAGCUCGACGUCCACAACUCCUUUUCCACCUUCGGCAAAAAACACAGGUUCAUCUCACCCAGCAGCUUUGACCCUCAUGAUGACAUGGGGACGGAGGUUAUCAACAAUGACUUAUAUAACGAAUAGAAUAAGAGAGAAAGGACCUGAGGUGCGAUGAUGGUGUAAUGAAAUAAUGGACAAAAAGAGGAGUGACUCUUUAUUAUGACCAAAGCAUAGCAUUUAUUCAUGUAGUCUCUGCCUCAGAUGUUAUCGGCCAUCUGGUUCGUUCACUGACUGUCUGAUGCAUAUUACAUACAAAACUAGAGAGCACUUGUGAAAAUUGCAAGCUCCAAUCAGGUUUCCCGACUGAAACACAACUUCCACGAGUCACAGCGCAGAGGUUUUUAUCAGUAUAAGUACCACGUUGAUAUUACAAGUGCUUGUGGAAAACGUAUUAUUGGAUCCGCCAAAGUUUGCCAGGUUCGUGGCUUCAAAUCUUUGAAAGAUAUUCAAAGUAUUGUUUGAGGCACAGUGAAGCAAGCAAACUAGAUAUUAACGAGCAGAACUGUUUAUUCUGCUUGUUUUCUAUUUAUGAAAUAAUCAGUAGUCUAAUAAUUUAUUUUGGACAGACCACAAAGUCUCAAGCUAAUUUCUUUUUUUUUUUUUUUAACAGCCGUUCACAGAGGCAAGUUUUUUAUCCAUUAUUGUGGUAUUCAGACAGACAGAUGCAUAAAACAGUCCCAUUAACCCCUAAACAAAACAGAGCUGGUCAGAUGGCCUCUCCCUUUUUAAGUGGGCGGUUCUUGGUCAGAAUAAGCUGCAAACUGGACUAGUCAAAUAUCUGGCUAUAUUUGAGACUACUUAACAGGUGACAGGAAGGAAAGUUCAUUUAUGUCACAGCAGCACCAUGAUGGUUCUGUCUGCAAUCGCUGUGCUCACACUCACUCUAAGAUGCACUUUUCAUCUUUCACUUACGUUGUGUGUUUUUGUGGAGCAUCAUUCACAGACCUGAAACGUAUUAAUGACUCUCUCACUGGACAUGUCUCUGAUAAUAUACAGAUAUUUAAAAGAACUUGAAUACGUAUGUACUGCUCAGUUAAAGGGGAGAGACGAGCAGCAGGCCGUUCUGAAAAGAGAUUUACUUGCUGUUCGCUUGUCCUGUUAUAUCAGGGGCUGAAUUAAUCUUAAAGUAAUAGUUCACCCAAAAUUUAAAUUCUGUUAUCAUUUACUCACCCUCCAAUCCUGUAUGUCUUAUUUUCUCCCGCGGAACGCAAAAGAGGUUAGGCAGAAUGUCAGUCUCAGUCACCGUUCACUUUCAGGGUGAACAAGUGAAAGGUGACUGAACGUCUCCUUUUGUGUUCCAUGGAAGAAUGAAAGUCAUAUGGGGUUGGAACAACACAAGCGUGAUUAUAUGAUUAAAGCUUUUAAUUUAUGGGUGAACUAUCUCGUUUAUUUUGUUUUAUUUUUCUUGUAUGGUGUCUGAUUGGUUGGCUUGGUCACACCAGGCGUAAAGGUCAAGAGUCAUGUUAUAUCACCACUAGAAUAUCAGUGUUAUGAGAAAUACAAGGCAUUAGAUUUAAAACAAUACUGAAAACCAUGAGUAUUUUUAUUAUAUUUUCCUACUGUUGUUACUUUGACAAUCAUUUCAGACAUAAUGUGAUGACUGCACACCCUUUGCACAGUGUUCAUGGCUGAGAAAGUGAAACCACCAAAAUUAAAUUCGGCAUCGAUCUCUUUAUGAUGAAGGAACAGCUGGAUCAGGUUUAAUGACACAUUAUUGCCUCAUACAGGAGUACAGGAUGUGAAGUCCAUUCAUUCUGUAU
Messenger RNA from Myxocyprinus asiaticus (Chinese sucker), 4893 nucleotides. RefSeq names its product protocadherin beta-15-like. Gene Ontology annotation, molecular function: calcium ion binding. Gene Ontology annotation, biological process: homophilic cell-cell adhesion. The transcript has 4 exons. Gene Ontology annotation, cellular component: plasma membrane. Lineage: Eukaryota; Metazoa; Chordata; Actinopteri; Cypriniformes; Catostomidae. The record is from RefSeq and is a predicted model, not a curated record. The coding region runs from base 200 to 3217 and encodes 1005 amino acids.